GCGCUGACCGGAAGUAGGCGUACUCAGUCCAAGUCUCCUCCCAUAGCAACCGCGAGAGCGUGCCUGCAGUCCCUCGAGCGGAGACUGCGGGAGCGCACGUGAAGUCUCGCCAAUGCGGCACGCGCCAAAUGAGCGUCCGUGAGCCGGGAUAGAAGGGUCAGUCGCCGUCGCCAUGAACGACAAGUACCACCGGGCGGCUCGAGACGGCCACCUGCACCUGCUGAAGGAGGCGACGCGCAAAGACCUGAACGCGCCGGAUGAAGAUGGGAUGACGCCGACGCUCUGGGCCGCGCACCACGGCAACCUGGACGCGCUCAGACUGCUGGUGGCACGAGGAGGAGAUCCAGAUAAAUGUGAUAUUUGGGGAAACACUCCUCUUCACCUGGCAGCAGCUAAUGGCCAUCUCAACUGUCUGUCCUUUCUGGUGUCAUUUGGCACCAAUGUGUGGUGCUUGGACAAUGACUACCACACGCCACUGGACAUGGCAGCCUCUAGGAGCCACAUGGACUGUGUGCGAUAUCUGGACACUAUCGCUUCCAAGCAGAUCACCAUCAACCCCAAACUGGUGAGCAAGUUGAAGGACCGUGCCUUCCGUAAUGCCGAGAAACGCAUUAAGAACUGUGAAAAACUUCAGCGCAAGCAUCACGAGCGCAUGGAGAAGCAUUUCUUGAGAGAGAGUGCUGCAAUGGACACAUCGGAUACAAUGAGUUACAGCAGUUUCAGCAGCACCCUAAGUCGAAGGAUCCCUCAGUUCAACACCCUUGACUCCAACAUGACAUACUCGCAGGCAACGCUUCAGUCUACAACUAGAGGCCGGACAAAGAUUCAGCGGCGUCUUGAGAAGAAAAAGCAAGGUGACGGAACUUUCAAGAUAUCCGAAGAUGGGCGACGGAGCAUUCGCUCACUCUCUGGUCUUCAGCUGAGCAAUGAUGUCAUGUUCUUGAAGCAGGGAACAUAUGUUGAGCGACGCCAGCAGUCCAGCCCUCGGCUCAACAUCCGUAACAUGUUUUCUGGUAAACAGGACAUCAGGCCAGAUGAUGAUGAUGAUGAGGUUGACACCGUUUCUAGGGCACUCAGUGAUCCAGGUCUGUACGAUGCUGCAUACUCGGAAAUAAGUACAGAUUCGGGUAGGGACUCCUUGUUCAACCGCCCAGGACUCGGUACUAUGGUAUUCCGUCGGAAUUAUGUGACUGAUGGGUUGUUCCGAAUGGGUCGGAAUGAGGGGAGUGUGGCGGGUAGUGAACCAGUGGGACGGGUACCAAAUGUCCGCUUACGUGGGAGAUUGCCCCUACGAUCUCCUAGUCUUGAUGAAGUCAGCAUUGGCAGCUCAUUAAGUUUCCAAGAGAAGAACUUGCAGGAAUUGCCAUGGGAGGAAGGAGACCUGGGUUUGGAGGAAGAGGAUGACGAGUUUCAGCCAUCUUCUGCACCUUUAGAAGUGUUUCUGGCAUCUCAGGGACUGAGUGACUUCCUCUCUAUCUUCCAUCGAGAGCAAAUGGACCUGGAUGCAUUGCUGUUGUGCUCUGAGCAGGACCUCAUAAGCAUUCACAUUCCACUCGGACCUCGAAAAAAACUACUAGAUGCAUGCAGCAGACGCAACAAUGUUCUGGACGAAGCUGAUGGCAUGCAGGACACUAUGCUCUAAAUUGUGAAUGUCUGUCCAAAAUUGAAUGUGCGGUCUCGUUGCCUGCAUAAGGAGUUGUUUUUAAAGUAGCAUUCUAUUGAACUUUAUCCUCUUAAAGGGUUACUCCACCACAAAAUAAACGUUUUGUCAGUAAUCACUUACCCUCAUGUCCUUGCAAACCCGUAAGGGAUCCGUUCAUUUUUGAUGAAAACCAAGAGGCUUGUGACUGUUCCAUUGACUGCCAAACAAUUGCCACUGUCAAGGUGCAGAAAACUAUGAAAGGCAUCAUCUGAAUGCUCCAUCUUCCAUCAGUGGUUCAACUAUAAUAUUAUGAAGCAAAAAAAAUUUUUUGUUUGGCACAUAACGUCACUGUAGAUGGACAAAGCUUUUACAGGUUUGGAACGACAUCUGAGUAAGUGAUUAAUGCCAAAAUGUUCAUUUUGGGGCAGAGUAACCCUUGGAGUGCCUACAGUGGCAGCAACUCAACAAACAACAAAAAUAUUGCUUCUUAUGCAAGGUGCAUGGGAGAUUUGACACAGAUAAGUCUGCCAUACAUUUCUUCUCUCUAUUACAAGACUACCAGUAUUUCUCUCAUCUUGACUGCCAUCUUGGAUUUAUUUGUUUACUUUGAGCUUGUUGCAUUCUAACGUUGCUUUCACUGUAAAAAUAUGGCCAAAACAAUAUGUUUCCUAUAAAGCCCCAGUUGACCUGGUUUACUAAAUGUUUACCCCCAGUCUUAAGGUACCUUCCUAUUAUCACAAUGUCAGCUGCAUGUUAUGAGCAAUAUUUGUUUUUGUUAUUCCAAACAGAAUAAAAAAUAUUUGGUUUUGUAUUUUAACAUAUUUUGUUUCAUGCAAAAUAUGGUAACACUUUAGAUUUAAUUACCAGUUUUGACACUAUUCACUAAUAACUAGUUGUUUAUUAGCAUGCUUAUUGGCUGUAUGUUAGUACAUAUAAAGCACACUAAUGCAUGACCAUAUUCUAAAUCCUUUAACCCUGUCCAAUACCUAAACAUAACUACUACAACAACAAUGACCUUACUAUCAAUAAUAAGCAACAAAUUAGGAAAUUAUUGAGGGAAAACACUUAAUAGUGAAUGUGUUCCCUAAUGUACUACAGAGCAACUUGUUUUUCCUGUGUAAUGACUUUGCUUUUCUGCUGCAGGCGAUUGAGUCAUUUCAAUCAUAGCCAAAUAGCUUAAUUAACCGCUCGUUAAUUUUGAUUCAGCAAUCAAUUUUAACCCAGUCUGGUCAAUACCAACCCUACUUGUUUUCCUAAUCAAAUAUCCUGUUUCGCUUGCAUGCCAUUGUAGAAGAAAAACAGGUUGCACAGGGCAAUUCACGGUGUGUUUUUUUAAAAAAAUGCUUCCUAUGCUUGUGUCUGGAGCAGAGCCAUUGUGCGUGUUUGUGCAUGAGUGAGUGAUACGCCUGCCUCCUUGUGGCUGGGAGGAAAACUACAGCUCUACUGUGGUGCAUCUCGCUCUCUAGCCAGAAUAACUGUCUGCGUACAAAAAGAGAAUCAGAAAAUCAAGUCUUUUGCUGAAGGUUGCGGUAAUGAAUGCACAUGCAAAAAUUUACACAAACUUUUAAUCUGACCAGCUCUUUACCAUCUUGAAAGUUAUUGCAUUUUUAAUUUUAGAGUUCGAAUAGAGUAAUUUGGAGUAAUAAUUAGCAUUUUCAGCUUCACAAUAAGGAAAUGAGGCCUUUGUUAUUAUAUAUUUGCUAGUAGAGCAAAAAUCUAAAUAUCAACGCUUUAGUGUCCCACGUUGUCCCAGAUUACUCUAAUUCACUUUUUCAUUACGUAUAUGUAUCAUGGUGGGGAAUUAACAUGGUAAAUAAAUUCACACGUUUAUAAUUUCUGUAAUUUCAAGCAUUUAAGUAGAAUCAUUGAAAUCAAAAAGUCUGUAAGAUCAUAUAUUCAGGUCAGAGGUGUCCAUACUUUGCUUACUGUAUGUGCAAGCAUUGUCUGAUUUAUUUAUUUAUUUAUUUUUUUUGUGCGUGUAUUUAGUGAAGCUUUGGGCAGCAUCACUGUCCAGCCAAAACUCUUUUCAGUUAUAUAAAAAGUUCAAGUUUUCAUCUUUUGAAUGCUGAUGAUUAUAAUGAUCGUAUGCUGUGCUAACGGACCCCAGCUGUGAGAGUUUGGGUGUGUGAAAUGCCUUCAUAGGCCACCUGAUGUUUGUACAGUUUUAUUGAUGUAGGGUUCUGGGUAUGUUACCGACCGACUGCCGUCAAAGCUUCUCUCUCGGUGGGUGAGAUGUUUGUUCUGGAGCUGCUCAUUUAUGGGUGUGCGUGGCAGGUUUUAGAGACUGACAUGAAAGCUGAUAUAACUCUUGUUACUCUAUCUGUCUAUCCAUCACACUCCAUCUCCACACAGUUCAGUACAGUGCACACGACAGUAUGUGUGUUCAGUAUCUGUUUAGUGUCUUUUACUGGCUCUUAGUUCAGAAAAAAAUCAUUCAUGCACUCGAUCUUAAUUAUUCAUAAGAAAUGUGUUCUGCUUAUGUUAUUUUUGUUUUGUGUUAUGUUUCGUGAAGCGCAGUGUUUUGUUUUCCGUUCUAUGCUCUCUUCUCUCUUCUUUCGUGGUCUUGCAUGAAACCCUAAAUAUUAUCUUCACAUUUUAUGAAUACUCCUGACUAUGUCACGUCAUAUUUCUCCUUAGAAUCAAAAGAAAGAUUAUAUACACUUUUGAUUUAAGGGUGCAGUAUGACCCAAGACUCAUUUUCAGGAUUGCCAAAUGCCAAUGUUUUCAGUGACAAAUUGUGGAUAGUUGUUUUAAAAUGUUGAUUUAAUAAAUUAGUUAUUAUUA
Messenger RNA from Puntigrus tetrazona (Sumatra barb), 4426 nucleotides. RefSeq names its product Usher syndrome 1Gb (autosomal recessive) (gene ush1gb). Gene Ontology annotation, molecular function: protein binding. Bases 173 to 1642 code for a protein of 489 amino acids. NCBI's taxonomy places the organism in Eukaryota, Metazoa, Chordata, Actinopteri, Cypriniformes, Cyprinidae. The transcript has 4 exons. The record is from RefSeq and is a predicted model, not a curated record.